Dinoponera quadriceps is the source of this 1812-nucleotide messenger RNA. RefSeq names its product rabenosyn-5 (gene Rbsn-5). Gene Ontology annotation, molecular function: metal ion binding. The transcript is spliced from 7 exons. Bases 1 to 1536 code for a protein of 511 amino acids. NCBI's taxonomy places the organism in Eukaryota, Metazoa, Arthropoda, Insecta, Hymenoptera, Formicidae. The record is from RefSeq and is a predicted model, not a curated record.
AUGGCCGGCAACGGCGAAGUUCUGGAGGGAUUUAUAUGUCCCAUAUGCAUGACCGACUUCAAGACACCCAAUCACUUAACGAAGCAUUUCGAGGAGAUCCACAAUGACGAUCCGGAGAUUUUAAAAUCUUUGAAAGAUCUCUUUGGCAAAGCUAAAAAGAAGAUCUUGAAGCAGGAUGAUAUGCCAGGAACUCUUUCAGGUGCAAUAGCGCAGGGCAAGAGGCACAGUCCUGAAAUUAAUUAUGGACCACAAGAAAUAGGUGCAUUUACAUCCCAUACAAAGUAUUUUAAGGUCAUAAGAAACGCUCGAUUAGAGAGAUACGCAUAUGAAACGAAUAAACUUCUCAUAAGACUAGAUAAGUUAUUAAAUAAUUUACCGUCAGAUCCUGUUGAUAGGAAAGCUCACGAACGCACCAUCGUGCCGUGGAUUGACGAAAAAAACGUGAAACUGUGUCCCAAUUGCGCUAAGAGCUUUCACCUGGCGAGGAGAAAACAUCACUGCAGACUGUGCGGAGCAGUCAUGUGCCAUAACUGCACCUUAUUUCUAUCUCUAGUUAGUGCACGGAAAAUGACGAAUCCUGUAUCGGUGCAGGAUGAUUCCGCUAUACCGCCCGCGUCGGAACGAGCCCUCUCCGAGAGGAUAAUGCGCGCUGGUGUCGGUCUCACGAAGCUGGCGCGUUCACCUUCCAGCGGUAGCUUGAACAGUGUACUAUCGUUAGUCAACGAUCCGGCUAGCGGUGAGCAGCAUUUCCGAGUUUGCAUGCACUGCAUGAACCUGCUCGACGCGCGGGAGAUGCAGAAAGCGAAACAAUUCGACAAACCGAUCGUUUGUCAGUUUUACGAGAAGAUGCGGGACUACAUGGGGGAGGCCACGAAGCACUUGGCGAUGUACAAUAAAAUGUGGAAGUCGUUGAAAGAAGGGGAGACAAUGUAUAGUCUGGAGGACGCUCAAACGUUGCGACUGAAACUGGCGAAGCUUGGCGAAAACAUAGACGCGACCAGUAAGAGGAUUCUGGUGCUUGGUACGCCGAAAGAUACGGAUCAGGCCGCUCCGCCGGGGCAGGAGCACAGGCUGUACCAGAUGGUCCGAACGUCGGCGAUGAUAUUUCUGAAGGAAGAGCUACUGACGCUGCAACCUUUACCCACCCCGGAGGAAUACACAACUCUGCAAGAGGAACGUCAGAAGAGGAUAGAGGCUCGGAUAGCGUACGAGCGACAACUGGAGGAAGAACAGCGAGAAAAGUCAAAGGAACAGCGCAAAAGGGAGACGUGGAACUUGGACAGUGGACCUUCUGUGAAAACUACUCAGGCACAGCCGGUGGUGACACAGUCUCAGGGCUGGGGCCCGUCCAGUGUCGCACCCAUCAUGUCUUCCUCUAUGGAUCCGCUGAUCGAACAAAUGAGCAAUCUUCACGCUUACAUCAAGCAAGCCCGGGCAGAUUGCAAGUACGACGAAGUCGCGACUUUAGAGAGCAAUCUCCGGGAGCUUCAAAGUGCCUACUUUGCUAUGAAACAGAGUACCAGUAGCGAUAGCUAGGCGUAACAGGCAGCACGCUUCUUAUAUGUCUCGGCUUGUCGAGUGACAGGUUCCUUAUUAUAGUAAGAUACAUUUCCUAUUGAUUUGCAAGGUAUUUAAUAAAUCUUCUAUGCGAGUUUCAAUAUAUUACACAUAUACACAUGAAUAUAUGUAGAUAGAAAGAGGGAGAAAGUUUAUAUAGGAAAAAUUAUGAGAAUGUAUAAAGUGUUAUAUCUUGCUCUAUAUCUUGUGUACUUUGUACAGUAAAUUUUUGUAUCAAUCCAUUAUUUGCGGCAA